This is a messenger RNA of Daphnia pulex (common water flea), 961 nucleotides long. It is a transcript of the gene Saysd1, whose product is annotated as SAYSvFN domain-containing protein 1-like. The transcript is spliced from 2 exons. The record is from RefSeq and is a predicted model, not a curated record. Bases 225 to 854 code for a protein of 209 amino acids. Lineage: Eukaryota; Metazoa; Arthropoda; Branchiopoda; Diplostraca; Daphniidae.
CACAUGAUUGGUGGUACGUACAGUACCAGUGUCCAGUAUUCUAUAGCUCUGGGCUAAUGCAGGAAGCUACGCCAAAUAAUAAAGAAAGAGUCCCUGGCCUUUAAUUAUAGUGAGCUAUGACGCCUAUGAGUAAACAAAUAAAACGUAAGCAAGUAAAAGUGGUAAAACGGGUAUUAUAAUUGACACAAAAAUUGACAUGACAUGUGAAAUCAUCUCAUUAAAUUAUGUCUAACAACAUCGAAGACAAGCUAAAGGAAUAUCGUCGCCGUAAAGAGGCAGAAGUUAAGUUGUCACAUCGUAAAUCAAUAUGGGAAAGACUUUUCCCAGAAAAGUUAAGAAGUCCAAAUGAAAACGUCACUGUUGCUCGCGAAAUUGCCGGGAAUGUUUUAGACUGCGACCAAAAUCAAGCAUCCAUAGUAAAUCACGCAGAAGAGCCAGAGUUAAAGAGUAGUUCUAAUCAAGGACCAAAAAUAACACAAAAGCCUUAUUCUCGGAGAAAAACAGAAUCAACUGAAUCACUCAAACAGGUUCCACAUAGUAAACAAUCAAGUUCUCUGCUGCACAAUCAGACUACUCCUCAUGAAAUAAGUAGUAAUGAUAGAGAAUUCAAAUGGUUUCUUUAUUUUCUGAAAAUAGUACUGUGGAUUGUACUUUAUUUGCUUUGUUUGGAGCUGGAAUUCGGUGCAGUUUAUAUUAUUUUCUCUGCCUUCUAUCUAAUAUUUACCAACUUUCGAAAUGGACAAAGAAAGUCAUGGGAACCAAGUGCAUAUUCAGUUUUUAAUCCUGGGUGUGAAGCAAUUGAUGGUACAUUGAAACCAGAGCAAUUUGAAAAGGAAAUUCGAUACGGUUUUUAAAUUUAUCCUAUAAAUAUGUUUUUUUUUACACUGAUUUGAGGGAUUCUGCUACAUGGAAAUAUGUGUCAUCAUAUUAUUAAAGCAAAAUAAAUUUAUGUAGUGUCAUC